AUGAUUUUUGCAUACUGAUUUGUGUAUUCUUCUGCAUUUGGUAUUUUUGAGAUGCGCUCCUAUUUCAUGUUUCACAUCGGAAUGGUGAACGGUAGUUUCACCAGCACAAUGAAACCCUUCUUUAUUUCUCUGCUUCUCCUGGAGUCUUUUCUACAUGAAUCGGCUCAAUGCACCGUCCAAGGCUCAGAGUUUCACCUGGAAGGAGAUUAUUUGUUGGCUGGACUUUUUGACAUUCACCAUGAUAGUUCUCCUGUUGUACAAGACCGACCAGAAGCCAUCAACUGCUCCAGUAAACCCUUCAUUCAUUCAAGUUAUCGGAGGUUUCAGUUGAUGAGAUUCUCUGUAGAGGAAAUCAAUAACUCCACCGACCUCCUGCCAAAUGUGUCUCUCGGAUAUGAGAUAUUUGACCACUGCUCAGAUAUACACAGUUUUCCAGGCAUCUUGAAACUUCUCUCAGUUGAUGGCUUGAUCCAACCUUGGGCUGAACCACCCAAGAAUCUGUCCAAAGUCAUGGCUGUGGUCGGCACUCACACGAGCACUCAGGCACUGACUGUCGCCCCGCUGUUCAUGAUGGAUCUCAUUCCGAUGGUCAGUUACGGAGCGGCAAGUUCGGUAUUUUCAAGAAAACAGAAUUUCCCCUCUUUCCUACGAACAGUUCAUCCCAAUAAAGACGUUAUAGAAGUGAUUGUUAAUAUUAUUCAACACUUCAACUGGAGCUGGGUCGCAUUCCUUCACAUUGAUGAUGAUUAUGGAAACGAUGGCCGGGAAUUAUUCAUAAAGAAAAUUGAUGGCACUGAGAUUUGCCUGGGAUACACCAAAGGCCUUGAUCAACAUACAAAUUAUUCCCAAGUAUUCAGACAGAUAGAGGCACAUCAAAUAAAUGCGAUUAUUGUUUUUGCUCCUGAAUGGACUGCUGAAGCUCUCAUUAAAUCAGCAAUACAACAGAAUGUCACCAACAAGGUGUGGAUAGCAGGAGAUGCAUGGUCCUUAAACAAGGAGCUCCCCAAAGAGAAAGGAAUACAUAAUAUUGGGACGAUACUUGGGGUCUCUGAACCAAAAGUUACAAUACCUGGUUUCAGUGAUUUUAUCCAUCAUUCCAAAGGCCAGACUCACUGUGAAAAUGCAGAACAAAGUAUGUUUUGCAAUCAGGUUUGCAACUGCAGCAGCCUGAAACCAGAAGAAAUCCUCAAUGUGGAUCCAUCUUUUAAUUUUCCUGUUUAUGCUGCUGUACAUGCCAUCGCCCAUGCCUUACACAAUACCUUGCAAUGUGACUCAGGCAGAUGUAACAGGAGUAUUACAGCGUACCCAUACAUGGUUCUAGCAGAGCUGAAGAAGUCCAAAUUUAUACUUUUAAAUCAAAGUGUCACAUUUGAUGAGAAUGGUGAUCCCAACUACGGAUCCUAUUCUAUAGUUUUCUGGAACCAAAGCGGUGACGCACAGGAGAUUGGCUUUCAUAACUUUUACCCAAACUUGUAUUUCUUCAUCGACAACAGCAAAAUUCAGUGGAAGACAAAGGAAGUGCCUACUUCACGGUGUUCCCAAGAAUGUGAUGAAGGAUUUAAAAAAAAGCCAGAUGGAAUCCACAGAUGCUGUUUCAAAUGUGAAAUCUGUCCGAAUGGCACUUAUUUCAACAAAACAGGGAAUCCCUACGAGUGCAUCAACUGUAAGGACACAGAAUGGUCUGCAGCAGGAAGCACAUCAUGUAAUCUGCGGGAGUUGGAGUUUGUCCCAUUCACAGACAUUGGUGCCAUACUGAUCAUGGUGGGAGCCUGGGCCUUGGUGGUCCUCACAGUAGCCAUGUCCGUUCUCUUUGCCAUCAACUACAACACACCUGUCGUCAGAUCUGCUGGGGGGCCGAUGUGCUUCCUCAAUUUGGGCUGCCUGUGUCUGUCUAAUGUCAGUGUGUUCUUUUACUUUGGUAAGCCCACUGCUUCCUCUUGUGUCAUGAGGCUCUUACCAUUUCGCUUGUUUUACACCGUUUCUCUAGCAUGUUUUGUGGUGCGAUCUUUUCAAAUUGUUUUUAUUUUCAAAAUGGCUGCCAAGUUCCCAAACUUUCACAGUGUGUGGAUAAAGUAUCAUGGACAGUGGCUGUUCAUCACGCUGGCAUUUGUUACUCAGGCACUCUUACUUCUUUUUGGCAAUAUGUUUGCACCUCCAAAGCCUCACAAUGAAACCUCUUGGUACCCAGACAAAACCAUCCUUGUUUGUGAGAUGAAUAUCAAAGGAUACGUUGGUCCUGUGGUUUUACUUGUGUCUCUGUGCUUCCUUUGCUUUAUUUUCUCGUACAUGGGCAAAGACCUUCCUGAAAAUUACAAUGAAGCCAAAGCAAUAACCUUUUGCCUGCUCCUCAUAUCGAUCAACUAUGCCAGUAUAUACACCUUUUUUAAAAACAACAUCGCUACAUUUGAAGCCCUGGCAAUACUCUUAAGUGUCUACUCCUUUCUGUUGUUCUAUUUCUUGCCAAAAUGCUACAUCAUAAUUUUCCAAUCCCACAAAAACACGCAAGAGUACUUCCUAGGUGUCAUUCUGAAUUAUACCAGAACAAUCUACAGGUAAAUGUUUGUCUGGUGUAUGGAGGACAGGAAAUCAGGUUCAGGACUUUAUUUAAUUCUAUUUUUGUAGAAAUGCAGACAGUUAUUUUAAUACAUCCCUCUUUUGUUGUACUGUAUUUUAUUUUGUGUUUUUUGCUCAGGGCUUCAGGAAUCUUGAAAUGAACUAUACAGCAUAGACUCCUGCUGCGUUAGAAUCUACAGUCAUGCCAGGGGCUUUCAGCUAAAUGCUACCUCAGCAUGUAUAUACUGUAUAACAAGCAAACUGCAGAAAGAAAACUGAAAAAAACAAAACUUCAUGAGGAUUUUGUUCACACAUUCACACAUUACCAUCCGUUUUAAGAACAUAAAGACCGAUACCAGAAAAAGCUGACGUUAGGUAAUAAGCAAACAACACCAUGGGCGCACAAUUUAGGACGCUAACCCUAAAUAAACUUUUUCAGUCACAUGAAAACUACAAAACAAACACUUAUACUUACACACAAAUAUUUUCUAAGUAGCUUCACGGGCAAAAGUCCACUGAUGCUGAUUGGAAUGUCAUUAUAGUGCAUUAUAGUAUUAUGCUUUUACUGUAAAGGAUUGAAGAAGGUCUCUCCCUAAAUUUCUCACCGUGUCACCUCACACGGAGUGUGUAAAACUAAAUACCACACCAUUCAAAACCUGUUACUUAGCACUGUCAUGCAAUAUCUAGAUCAAGUUGAUUAGAGCCCAGCGAGCUGUUUGAUUCUGUAGUGAAGUGGGCCUAAGCUAUAAGGUGAGGAUAGAUACUUUUUGGCCAGAGAUUAUCCACAGCCGUUUAGAAAACAGACCUGUCACAUGUGUGUUGCUGCUUCAAAACUUCACAUUGUUUUUGGCAUAGUGGAACUGACAGUUUCCGCUCAAAGGAACCGUUGAAAACUAUGAGUCGCUACACAGUGAACUAAAAUCACAAAAUACUCUGGCUGAACGCUGGACCCAAUGAACAAAUUCAGAUUUGAUUCGGGUAAGGCUUUGGAUUAAGAGGGUUAAAAGACAGACAGUCUGUCUGUCCAAUCAGAAGGGUCCGUCCUAUGCUAUCUGCUAUA
Messenger RNA from Gasterosteus aculeatus aculeatus (three-spined stickleback), 3613 nucleotides. RefSeq names its product taste receptor type 1 member 2. Gene Ontology annotation, cellular component: plasma membrane. The record is from RefSeq and is a predicted model, not a curated record. Gene Ontology annotation, biological process: G protein-coupled receptor signaling pathway. Lineage: Eukaryota; Metazoa; Chordata; Actinopteri; Perciformes; Gasterosteidae. Gene Ontology annotation, molecular function: G protein-coupled receptor activity.